GUCACCGAGUAUUGUUGGCUAGUUACUCAUUCUUUCAUUGUACUGUGUACUGCGUAUGUCGUGUCUGCCUCGCAGUUGUCAAUUCCCAUCUAGGCUGACAUCCGGACUGCACUAUCCCGCGGGGCAUCGCUGCCUGGGGCUGCAACACGUGAUCCUGGCGGUGGGCGACCGAGUCGGGGCAAAAAUUCCAUCACCAACAAGCGGUCUUUCUCCCUCUGCAUUUCUUCCUGGCUUUUUGCUUCAACUCCCCCCUUUCUUCCAUUCUCGAUCAUCGGUCGCGUUGAAAAGUUGACUUUGAUCCUUUUCUACAGCCCCUUUUACGACUGUCUUUUUCGUUACUCAAAAGUCACAUAAUUCAUCAUGGCUGAAGCGCAGGCCCCACCAACCUUCAAACUCGUCCUCGUCGGUGACGGUGGUACUGGAAAGACCACCUUCGUCAAGCGUCACCUGACUGGUGAAUUCGAGAAGAAGUACAUCGCGACUCUUGGUGUCGAAGUCCACCCUCUUACUUUCACCACCAACCUGGGUACCAUUCAGUUCGACGUGUGGGACACUGCUGGUCAGGAGAAAUUCGGUGGUCUCAGAGAUGGUUACUAUAUCAAUGGCCAGUGCGGUGUGAUCAUGUUCGAUGUGACCUCCCGUAUCACCUAUAAGAACGUUCCCAACUGGCACCGUGACCUCGUCCGUGUCUGCGAGGGUAUCCCCAUUGUCCUGACCGGUAACAAGGUCGACGUUAAGGAACGUAAGGUGAAGGCCAAGACCAUCACCUUCCACCGCAAGAAGAACCUGCAGUACUACGAUAUCUCCGCCAAGUCCAACUACAACUUCGAGAAGCCUUUCCUCUGGCUUGCUCGCAAGCUUGUUGGCAACCCUCAGCUGGAAUUCGUUGCCGCCCCCGCUCUUGCUCCUCCCGAGGUCCAGGUCAACCCCGAGCUCCUCGAGCAGUACCGGAAGGAGAUGGACGACGCUGCUCAAAUGCCCCUCCCCGACGAGGACGACGCCGACCUGUAAGCGGCUGGUCAGCGCGAGUCUUUGGAGGAUUUUCUGUGAUUCUUUCUCGUGGCUGCGAUGCUCCGCAACCUACUAGCUUCGUGAUAUAAAGCCUCGAAUAACGAAUGCAACGAUAGCGGUCGGUGGAUGGGCCCGAGGAUGUUUGGCACGAUUAUGCAUUUGAUUUUCCUUACAAAUAGUAGUUAGACACAUUUCAAUAUUCUUUUGCUUCCGAACGACACGAAAAGCAAGUCUGAGCCAAUGGGCUGAAAUCUAAUCCUAAUCUGUCUGAUAUCUACAAGAAAAUCACCU
Molecule: messenger RNA, 1302 nt
Organism: Aspergillus ruber CBS 135680
Lineage: Eukaryota; Fungi; Ascomycota; Eurotiomycetes; Eurotiales; Aspergillaceae
Product: Ran family GTP-binding nuclear protein
Exons: 5
Coding region: 361-1011 (216 amino acids)
Biological process (GO): ribosomal subunit export from nucleus; protein import into nucleus
Cellular component (GO): nucleus; cytoplasm
Molecular function (GO): GTPase activity; GTP binding
Source: RefSeq, a predicted model, not a curated record